GUGAUGAAACGGUUUUUGUCUGCUUGGUUUUAGGGGACAUCACACAGAAGGGGUAUGAGAAGAAGAGAGCAAAGCUGCUGGCUCCAUAUGUCCCACAAACCCAAGGGGUUGAUCCAGCGUUACAGAAGGAAUCCAGACCACCUCAGAUGCCCGCUCCAUCCGCAGCUCCAGCCUCCUCCUCCUCCUCCUCCUCCUCCUCCUCCAAAUUCCACCGCGCUCGCUCCGGGGGAGCCCGAGAUGAACGGUAUCGCUCCGAUAUCCACACGGAAGCGGUGCAGGCGGCGCUGGCCAAGCACAAGGAGCAGAAGAUGGCCCUGCCCAUGCCCACCAAGCGACGCUCCACGUUUGUCCAGUCCCCAGCAGACGCCUGCACUCCCCCAGACACGUCUUCCGCCUCCGAGGACGAGGGCUCGCUCAGGCGCCAGGCCGCUCUCUCUGCUGCAUUGCACCAGAGCUUACAGAAUGCUGAGUCUUGGAUCAACCGAUCUGUUCAGGGGUCAUCCACAUCCUCAUCAGCAUCCUCUACACUUUCCCAUGGAGAAGGCAAAGGGACCAGUGGGUCACUAGCUGAUGUAUUUGCCAAUACUCGAAUAGAAAAUUUCUCAGUUCCCCCAGAUGUCACAGCAACUACCUCCACCCCCUCGGCCCGGCCGGCGGCGAUCGACCUCCCUCCCUCUGGAAUUGUGAAGGGGAUGCACAAGGGAUCCAACCGCUCCAGCCUCAUGGACACUGCUGAUGGUGUCCCCGUGAGCAGCAGAGUCUCCACCAAAAUCCAGCAGCUGCUCAACACCUUGAAAAGGCCCAAAAGACCACCCCUGAAAGAAUUCUUCGUGGAUGAUUUUGAAGAAAUCGUGGAAGUCCCCCAGCCCGACCCCAACCAGCCCAAGCCCGAGGGCAGGCAGAUGACCCCGGUGAAGGGGGAGCCCCUGGGAGUGGUUUGUAACUGGCCUCCUGCCCUGGAAGCAGCUCUGCAGCGCUGGGGGACCACCCAGGCCAAGUGUCCCUGUCUGACAGCCCUGGAUGUGACAGGAAAACCCGUUUACACCCUCACAUACGGCAAACUGUGGAGCAGAAGUCUCAAGCUGGCCUACACCCUGCUCAAUAAACUGGGGACCAAAAACGAGCCUGUGUUAAAACCUGGAGACAGGGUGGCCCUUGUCUACCCCAACAACGACCCCGUGAUGUUCAUGGUGGCAUUUUAUGGCUGUCUGCUGGCAGAAGUGAUCCCAGUGCCUAUAGAGGUACCUCUUACCAGAAAGGAUGCUGGUGGGCAGCAGAUUGGCUUCCUGCUGGGGAGCUGUGGCAUUGCCCUGGCCCUCACCACUGAAGUGUGUCUGAAAGGGCUCCCAAAAACCCAGAACGGAGAAAUUGUGCAGUUCAAAGGUUGGCCCAGACUCAAAUGGGUUGUGACAGAUUCAAAAUAUCUCUCCAAAUCUCCCAAGGACUGGCAGCCCAACAUCUCAGCAGCAGGAACUGAGCCAGCAUAUAUUGAGUACAAGACCAGCAAGGAGGGCAGUGUCAUGGGGGUCACGGUGUCCCGGGUGGCCAUGCUGGCCCACUGCCAAGCCUUGUCUCAGGCCUGCAACUACUCUGAAGGUGAAACGAUAGUGAAUGUGCUGGACUUCAAGAAGGAUGCGGGGCUGUGGCACGGAAUUCUCACGAAUGUAAUGAACAAGCUGCACACCAUCAGCGUGCCCUAUUCUGUGAUGAAAACCUGCCCUCUCUCCUGGGUGCAGAGGGUCCAUGCCCACAAAGCAAAAGUGGCUUUGGUGAAGUGUCGAGACUUGCACUGGGCCAUGAUGGCCCACAGAGACCAAAGAGACGUGAGUCUGAGCUCCCUGAGGAUGCUGAUCGUCACUGAUGGUGCAAAUCCCUGGUCUGUCUCCUCCUGUGAUGCCUUCCUGAGCUUGUUCCAGAGCCAUGGGCUCAAACCAGAGGCGAUUUGUCCCUGUGCCACCUCCCCCGAGGCGAUGACCAUCGCGAUCCGGAGGCCUGGAGUCCCUGGGGCCCCUUUGCCAGGCAGAGCCAUCCUGUCCAUGAACGGGCUGAGCUUCGGGGUGAUUCGGGUCAACACUGAAGAUAAAAACUCUGCUCUCACCGUCCAGGACGUUGGCCACGUGAUGCCAGGAGGCAUGAUGUGCAUUGUGAAACCCGAUGGGCCACCCCAGCUCUGCAAAACAGACGAGAUUGGUGAGAUCUGUGUGAGCUCCAGAGCAGGAGGGAUGAUGUAUUAUGGGCUGGCAGGGGUGACCAAGAACACUUUCGAGGUGAUCCCUGUGAACUCCUCAGGCUCUCCAGUGGGGGAAGUGCCCUUCGUCCGCUCCGGCUUGCUGGGAUUUGUCGGCCCCGGCAGUCUGGUGUUCGUGGUGGGGAAGAUGGACGGGCUGCUGAUGGUGAGCGGGCGGAGGCACAACGCCGACGACAUCGUGGCCACCGGCCUGGCCGUGGAGUCCAUCAAGACAGUUUACAGAGGAAGGAUCGCCGUGUUCUCCGUGUCCGUGUUCUACGACGAGAGGAUCGUGGUGGUGGCGGAGCAGAGGCCGGAUGCCUCCGAGGAGGACAGCUUCCAGUGGAUGAGUCGGGUGCUGCAGGCCAUUGACAGCAUUCACCAAGUGGGUGUGUACUGCCUUGCUCUCGUGCCAGCCAACACAUUGCCAAAAACUCCGCUGGGAGGGAUCCACAUCUCACAAACCAAACAGCACUUUCUGGAGGGCUCUCUGCACCCCUGCAACAUCCUCAUGUGCCCACACACCUGUGUGACAAACUUGCCAAAGCCCAGGCAGAAACAGCCAGGCGUGGGCCCUGCCUCUGUGAUGGUGGGGAACCUGGUUGCUGGGAAGCGAAUCGCUCAGGCCUCGGGGAGAGACCUGGGCCAGCUGGAAGACAACGAUUUAGUUAAAAAGCACCAGUUCCUGACAGAGGUGUUGCAGUGGAGAGCUCAAGCCACUCCUGACCACCCACUCUUCCUUUUGCUGAACGCCAAGGGAACCACUGUGUGCACGGCCACCUGCCUUCAGCUGCACAAGAAGGCCGAGAGGAUCGCGUCAGUGCUCUGUGACAAAGGACAUCUCAAUGCAGGAGACAAUGUGGUGCUUCUUUAUCCUCCUGGCAUUGAGCUCAUCACAGCCUUCUAUGGCUGCCUGUACGCCGGCUGUGUGCCCGUCACCGUGCGCCCGCCCCACGCCCAGAGCCUCACCGCCACCCUGCCCACCGUGAGGAUGAUCGUGGAGGUCAGCAAAGCCGCCUGUAUCCUCACAACCCAGACCCUGAUGAGGCUGCUCAAGUCCAGGGAGGCAGCUGGAGCUGUGGAUGUGAAAACCUGGCCAACCAUCAUCGACACAGAUGACUUGCCCAGGAAGAGACUGGCCCAGAUCUACAAGCCACCCACGCCUGAAAUGUUGGCAUAUCUAGAUUUUAGUGUCUCCACAACGGGCAUGCUCACAGGAGUAAAGAUGUCCCAUGCUGCUGUCAGUGGCCUGUGCAGGGCCAUCAAGCUGCAGUGUGAGCUCUACUCCUCCCGGCAGAUUGCCAUCUGCCUCGACCCCUACUGCGGGCUGGGAUUCGUGCUCUGGUGCCUUUGCAGCGUGUAUUCUGGACACCAGUCAAUUUUAAUUCCUCCUAUGGAGCUGGAAUCCAACCUUUUUCUCUGGUUAUCUACUGUCAGCCAGUAUAAAAUAAGGGACACUUUCUGUUCCUAUUCAGUCAUGGAACUGUGCACAAAGGGACUUGGAAACCAAGUUGAAAUGUUAAAGGUAAGAAACGUUUCCUGAGUGAUCUGUUGGAUGAAUUAAUACAAGUUUUCCUGUUGCACAAGUCUCCGGGCCACGGGUGGCUCAGGAAGCAAAUCACCAAAGCAGGUUUGCAGCCCCAGGAGAGGAAGGACUGGGAUGGAGCAGGGAUGAGUGGAGUGGACACUGGGAUGGAGCAGGGAUGUGUGGAGUGGACACUG
Messenger RNA from Lepidothrix coronata (blue-crowned manakin), 3949 nucleotides. It is a transcript of the gene DIP2B, whose product is annotated as disco interacting protein 2 homolog B. The record is from RefSeq and is a predicted model, not a curated record. Lineage: Eukaryota; Metazoa; Chordata; Aves; Passeriformes; Pipridae. The coding region runs from base 147 to 3770 and encodes 1207 amino acids. The transcript has 30 exons.